AUGCCAGAAAUAACGAGGAAAAGAAGGGAUAAUGAAACCGCAAAACCACUUGCUAAGGACUUCAAUAAGAACAAAAAACAGAUUAAACUGAUGAGACUGCUGAGCUUAUUAGAGAGAUACCAACAGCAUAUGAAGCAAAGGUCAUGGAAACUUCCACACGGAAACCACAUCAAACAAAUGGACGAGAAAACUUCAUGA
This is a messenger RNA of Clunio marinus, 198 nucleotides long. The record is from the annotation of a GenBank genome assembly. Lineage: Eukaryota; Metazoa; Arthropoda; Insecta; Diptera; Chironomidae.